AUGCCGUUGACCCACACCCCCGGUAAGAAAAGUCCUGCUACCAUGGAUGAAGUGAAACCGCUUAUCCACCAGCGUGGCCAGGUAAGAGCCAAGGUUACGGCAAUCCUGAAACAACUCGAGAAAGCAGAAAACGAUUUGUCUCAGGUGAGUCUUCCUAUGUUGAGAGUCUUUUCUAGAAAACUGGAUAUUUUAUAUAAUGAAUUCAAUGCAUUGCAUAAAGAGAUUCUCAGUGUGAUUCCCUCUUCGAAGCUUGACGACCAGGAUGAAAAAGUUGUAGAAUUUGAUUUAAUCCAUACUGAUGCCUUGAUGCGUGUUGAGUGCCUGAUUGACAAAGCGUCGAAGCCUUGUAUGCCUUCUUCCAGCGCAGUUGCACCAAUUCCUUCCACAAGUUUUGCUCAGCCUGCCCAAGUGAUUGUUCAGCAACAACCUUUAAAGGCACCCAUUCCAACCUUCAAUGGUGAAUAUGAUAAUUGGCCUCGAUUUAAGGCGUUGUUUUCGGACAUCAUUGGGCGUUGUACCGAUUCGGAUGCAAUUAAGUUGCAUCAUUUAGAUAAAGCGUUGAUUGGUGCAGCUGCCGGAAUAAUUGAUUCCAGGACACUCGUAGAAAACAAUUAUAAUCACGCAUGGGAAAUACUGGUCGAGCGAUUCGAAAAUAAGCGUGUGAUAGUUGACGAUUGUUAA
Messenger RNA from Sabethes cyaneus, 681 nucleotides. RefSeq lists its product as uncharacterized. The transcript has a single exon. Lineage: Eukaryota; Metazoa; Arthropoda; Insecta; Diptera; Culicidae. The record is from RefSeq and is a predicted model, not a curated record. Bases 1 to 681 code for a protein of 226 amino acids.